GUUUUCAGGGCGACUGCUGAAUGAUGUGCGUUGCACGUAUUCACACUUGCCUCCUGCAACCAAGAUCCCGCAUAGGUUUCGGGUCCAGAAACCUUCGCAAUGACUGCACGGAAGUUCAAGGCCGAUGUUUUAGUGGCAGCCACCGAGGCCGAAGCGGGGCGCAUUAAGAAUGUGUCUUCGGUGAGGAGGGGUGAUGAUGACGAGGUUAUAGUUACCUAUUUCAACCGAGACCUCCUCAAGAGCCUUCAGGUCCGUCUUUUGGCCGCCAAUAUCGACGGAUAUCCUGGCCCAUGUAACUUCCUUCUCUUCACCGAUGAUGAGGAGGCGCCGAGGCAGGUGGCCAAGGUUCUCGAGCAAGUGCAAACGCACUUUGCUACUGGCAGUAACCUCACCAUUCUUCGCGCCGUCACUUACCUGUCCAAGAGUUUGGACAAAUGUUUGGGACAGUCCUCUAGUCUUGGCAGCCCCGAUGCCUCUGACGCAGAAAUGACGGAUAUUGAUAAUAUAAAUGACAACGAUGAGGGCGAUGACAGCGGCGACGAAGACGACGAGGACGAUGACGCUUACGAUAGCUUCGGCGCGAUUGCAACCGACGAUGAAGCUGAUGAUGAGGGCUUCUUUGCUCAGAUGAGCGGUGGUGUUGCCGCCGCACCUACCAAUACCAGGACUACCCAGCUUUCUCAAUCCCAGCUCCAGGAACGGGAGCGGAUCAGAGGAAGCCUCCGCAAGGCCAAGCGAUCUGGCUGCAAAAUUGGAGUUCUAGCUGGGCUGCUCCCCGAUCAUAAUUCGCACAUUUUCUCAAUGUCUGUCAGGAUCUGCAAGCUUGGCUUGUCUGAGGAGAACCUGUUGGCUUGGGGCCUCUCCGGCUCAGACUACUUGGUUCUGCUAGUUUCGAUCAGCGGCACGACUUUCCCAACCAUGGAGAGCAUUAUGGAUCGACCGGCUGUACAUAGCGGUAUGAAGUUCCGUAUUCGUAAAUGCGCAAACUUCAAGCCGACAGUGGGACAGGCUAUCAAAGCAUUCAACGAGGCCAUAAUACGAGACGACGAGCUUGAAGGGCCUGCUCCGGACUCAGCAGCAGAUCCUCCGCUGGAGCGUAUAUUUCUAUCGAGGUCUUUCGACGACUUCAUGAGCGAAUGCUUUGUAUCACUUGUGAAGCUGCGAGAGAACUUUGGCUGCUCAUGGGACGACGCGAACGAGAGCCUGGUUGACGGCAUCAGCAACGCAUCUGAUCUUGAUAGGCAGUUUUCAUCCGACAAAGCAACCGAAAUGCAUGAUCAUCUAGCCUCAGGGGUGGGCACAGAAAGAAGUGUUCCUUUGAUUUGUUGGGAAUUCGCAAUGAAGUACUUCAGGGAAUGUACGAAAUACUGCCUUCGCUGCCAUCGACUUGUCAGAAACGACGUGGGCUCUCUCAAGCCCUUCGUUUGCUCCAACCAACUCUGCCUAUUCCAGUAUAUGCAGAUGGGACUGGGACCCAGCAUUGAGCACGAGAUUCUCACCCAGCCCAAGGUGGUUGAUCUUCUGUGCAGCUUCUGUUACAGCAGCACCGUAUGCGCCCGCAACAUGACGAUGACAGGCGCUGGCUUGAGCGGCAAUAGCAAAUACUCGAUUAGAGAAUUUCCUGUUGGUCUUUCACUUAAAGUCCCAGACUUCUUCAACAGAAGACAGCCAUCUGCACCGUUACCCAGCUGCAUUGCAGUUCGGGUCACAGAUCUUGGCCAAAGUCUAUUGCUACGAACGUAUGACCACAACGACUGGCUUGAAUCUUUGAGGCCAGGGGUUUGCUAUGCGCUUGUGAGUCGCUUUACACUACUCAACCACGGUUUCGCUUUCGAGGACAGUACAGUCUCGUCAAAGCUGGCAACGCUCUACAGUCGACCGACGUUGGGAACCAAGGGUUAUAUUGAUUAUUCAGGACAGCAAUACGUGGGUGGGAUUAGCGCAUCUACGGAAUCGAUCACCUAUGGCAAUGUCAUCAACAUUGACCGAAUGGCGGGCACUGUGAGCAUCUCUGUUGCAGGACGUCGGUAUGGAGGAGCAGUUGAUAUCGGGCCGGCCCCAGAGAUCAACCCGGGACACGACCCUGCUCAGCUGUUCCUUUCCACUUUCGAUACAAGUUUCGACAGUUUGCUCGACGACGGAAAAGCCAUAGCAAUCAGGUUCAUCCUGGACAUGCUACCACCAAUCGAGCAGAUCAGGUCUUUCCUCAAGAAAACCCCAAACUCGUCAGUAAAGGGUAUGAGCCAGGUCAUAGCCCCUACGGCAACGCUCUUGGAAUGGAUAGUUGCAACGAAUCGAUCGCUCAUUAUGUGCCUCGAGGACGACGAUGACGUUGGCCCGACGUUGGAUGCGACAACUGUACAGCCAUUAGCCUCGCUAAAAAUACCAGAGAUGUCGGAUUACAUACAGUUCCGCUUUGCUCAGGGGUCUCCUGAUAAGGAGGAGCGCUUCAGGACAGAACUCAACCAAAUGGGAGUGGUGGGCUCCAAAUAUCCGACCAUCUUUGCGUGGCAUGGAAGCGGGCAAUUCAACUGGCACAGCAUCAUCAGAACGGGUCUUGAUUUCAACACCGUGGCGAAUGGAAGGGCCUUUGGUAAUGGGAUUUACUUUUCGCAAGACUUUGCCACCAGCAUGGGAUACGCGUACCCAGGAACAAACUUUAUCUGGCCAUCCUCUGCGUUCCAGUCCAAUAUUACCAUCGUUCUGAGCGAGCUGAUCAACAUACCUAAUCGGUUUGUCAGUCGCUCCCCUCAUUUGGUCGUACAGAAUAUCGAUUGGCAGCAAUGCCGCUAUCUGUUCAUCAAAAAGCAAAUGCCCUCGGAGCAGGACCCUCCCCUGAGUGCUGUUGCUCCACCUGCCUCACUUCGAAAGCCUUCUCCGAUAAUGUUCAUCGAUCAGGAUCCGUAUAUGAUCCCGCAAGGAGUCGGCGGCAGGCCGCUAAGAAUCCCUCGGGCGGCUAUACCAUCAUCCGGUAGCCAGAUGUUGCCGACGGAUGAUGGUUACAAGAGUGAGGAUGAUGAUCUUGACGUCUUGACGGAAUUGGUCGAAAUAUCCAAUGGCGAAGAGGGCGUGUACAGUGAUGAAGAUGGUAGUGAUACAGACGUCGAGAUACUCGAGGUCCGGACCAUCAAGCCCGCUCACCUCACCGACUUCCAACCAGGCACACUGGAUCUCGCCAGUCUUCCCCGCCUUGCUCCUCCGCAAAGGUCUGGCGGUGCUGGUAGACACCUGGCAAGGGAGAUCAGUGCGCUCCGGAAGAUCCAGGAAGCUAGCCCUUCGCACGAACUGGGAUGGUACAUCGACUUUGAUGGUAUGUCAAAUAUGUUCCAGAUGAUCGUGGAGCUGCACAGCUUCGACAAGACAAAAGCUCUAGGGAGAAGCAUGGUGGAAACGAACGUCAUGUCCAUCGUGAUCGAACUUCGUUUUGGUGAGAACUUCCCCAUCUCUCCGCCCUUUGUGCGUGUGAUCCGCCCUCGCUUCUUGCCUUUCCAUGCGGGCGGAGGUGGACAUGUUACGAUUGGCGGCGCUAUGUGCAUGGAGCUCCUCACAUCAACUGGCUGGAGCCCGGCAUGUAGCAUAGAGCAUGUUCUAAUCAUGGUACGGCUUGCGCUGGUCUCGGAAGACCCGAAACCGGCUCAGAUAGAAGGUGUUGGCGGUGGCGAUUAUGAUAUUGGUAGCGCUAUAGCGGCCUACCGCCGGGCAGCGACCGUGCAUGGUUGGCAAAUACCACAAGACCUGAACCAAACCGCCAUGGGAGCCGGCUCUGGCUCUACAUGA
Molecule: messenger RNA, 3777 nt
Organism: Pyricularia oryzae 70-15
Lineage: Eukaryota; Fungi; Ascomycota; Sordariomycetes; Magnaporthales; Pyriculariaceae
Exons: 2
Coding region: 100-3777 (1225 amino acids)
Molecular function (GO): NAD+ poly-ADP-ribosyltransferase activity
Source: RefSeq, a predicted model, not a curated record